Messenger RNA from Scatophagus argus, 2290 nucleotides. RefSeq names its product pleiotropic regulator 1 (gene plrg1). Gene Ontology annotation, biological process: mRNA splicing, via spliceosome. Gene Ontology annotation, cellular component: Prp19 complex; catalytic step 2 spliceosome; precatalytic spliceosome. The record is from RefSeq and is a predicted model, not a curated record. The coding region runs from base 198 to 1739 and encodes 513 amino acids. Gene Ontology annotation, molecular function: protein binding. NCBI's taxonomy places the organism in Eukaryota, Metazoa, Chordata, Actinopteri, Scatophagidae. The transcript is spliced from 15 exons.
CUUCCUGGCCGCUAGGUGGCGCUGACAAAAUAUUAGCUGCUGUUGGUGCUGUUGACUUCCGGGGCAUAUAGUUGUCGGUUUGUGUGGUGAUGGUCUUGUUUCAAGGAUUGUGAUAUAUUUUUGAAAGCGACCAAGUUCUAAUUAUUAAGAAGAUUUUUUUCGACUUUUGUGUUUUAUCCGUGUCCAUAUUCACCACGAUGACUGAGGAUGUCCAGAAGCACUCAGUCCACACGUUGGUCUUCAGGUCUCUCAAAAGGACGCAUGAUAUGUUUGUGUCCGACCAUGCGAAACCUAUUGCUCUGGAUGACGAAAGCUCCAAGUUAAAGAUGGGUGUGAAACUGAAAACGGAGUACGAUGCAGUUUUACACAUGCCUGUCCUGAAGGAAGGCAAAGACAGAGUUUCACUGCAACCCGGCGGCAUGCAGGGCCAACAGAGCUACACACAAGCAGUUGAUGACCCAGAAUACCUGAUCACCGGGACACAUGCUUAUCCCUCUGGACCUGGAAUAGCUUUGACUGCUGACACAAAAAUGCACAGGAAUCCAAGUGAGGGAGGAGUUCACUCCAUGGCGCUGGCUUUGCCUCCCACCCAAGCCAGGCAGGACGCGAGUCGCACCGCAGCCAGUGUCGGCGACAUCCAUCUACACGCAGGAGGAGCAGAGAGAUCUCGCCCUCAGUCGAGUGCUCUGUCGCUAAUGGAGGGAGGCGGCACCCGAAAUUCCUCGCUGGUAAGGAAAGCACCAACCAUGCCCAAACCCCAGUGGCAUCCUCCAUGGAAACUCUUUAGGGUCAUCAGUGGUCAUCUCGGCUGGGUGAGGUCCAUCGCCGUGGAGCCUGGGAAUCAGUGGUUUGUCACAGGGUCGGCUGAUCGAACCAUAAAGAUCUGGGAUCUGGCCAGUGGGAAGCUGAAACUCUCCCUGACUGGACACAUCAGUACAGUGCGUGGUGUGGCGGUCAGCAGCCGCAGCCCCUACCUGUUCUCCUGUGGGGAAGACAAGCAAGUCAAGUGUUGGGAUCUGGAAUACAACAAGGUCAUCAGGCACUACCACGGACAUCUUAGUGCUGUGUAUGAUUUAGACCUGCAUCCAACUAUCGAUGUCCUGGUGACGUGCAGCAGAGACGCCACAGCAAGGGUGUGGGACAUCAGGACGAAGGCUAACGUGCACACACUAACUGGCCACACCAACACUGUGGCCACAGUAAGGUGUCAGUCUGCGGAACCGCAAAUCAUCACUGGCAGCCACGAUUCGACCAUCAGGCUGUGGGAUUUGAUCGCCGGAAAAACCAGAGCGACUCUGACAAACCACAAGAAGUCUGUCCGAAGUAUUGUGCUGCACCCCAGACAAUACACGUUUGCCUCCGGUUCUGCUGAUAACAUCAAGCAGUGGAUGUUCCCAGAUGGCAACUUCAUCCAGAACCUGUCGGGCCACAACGCCAUCAUCAACACUCUCGCUGUUAACUCUGAUGGCGUGUUGGUGUCUGGAGCUGACAAUGGAACCAUCCACAUGUGGGAUUGGAGGACAGGCUACAACUUCCAGCGGAUUCACGCAGCCGUGCAGCCCGGAUCUCUGGACAGCGAGUCGGGCAUCUUCGCUUGCAUGUUCGACCACUCAGAAAGCAGACUGAUCACCGCCGAGGCUGACAAGACCAUUAAAGUAUACAAAGAGGAUGACACUGCUACGGAAGAAAGUCAUCCAAUCAACUGGAAGCCAGAAAUCCUCAAAAGGAAAAGAUUCUAAUGACUUUUUAUUUUUUCCACUUGUCACAGUUACUAUUAUAUUUCUACCAGAUCUCCUGUUGUAGAUACACCCAUCAAGUCAGGCAAACGUCUUCAUAACUAACGUGUCUUUAAGAGAAUCAACCGGGAUGAAUUCCUGGAAUGAAGUUCAGUUGUCCCGUUUUAUUCUAACAACCAUUUGCAGUCUUCGUUGUACGUCGCUAGUCCGAUAAAGUGGCCAUUUUGGACUCCCAGGAAGCUCCCCGAGUGUUUGUUCUUGAUGAUGACGGCUCUCUGAGGGCUCUGGUCCGUCUGAUCCACCAACAGCAGCCACUCUUCAGACGCAGACGGACUGGCCUCAGAGCGGACCCCCUUCAUAAUGGGGUCAAAUCCUGCAGCAGGAAAGACAGCGUGUUGAAAACUUGUCCUGAAAAAUUGGUUUGUUUUAAAAGACUUAACAGAAUUUUCGGUUGUACAGGCACAAAAACAGACAUUUCCUUUUUUUUUUUUUCCAGGCUUGCAAUGUGAAGUUUAAUUUGCUCCAUUUUAAUAAAGUCCCCAGGUUUUCACAAA